CGAGCGGGGACCCUGCCUCCUGCGCGCCCGCGGUCCGCCCCUCGCGCUCGUCCCGGCGGCCGGACUGCCCAGCCCGCGUCCCCGAGUCCUGCCGUCCGCCCGCGCCGCGCCCGGAGAGGAGGCGACCACGAGUUCCUCGAAAGGGACCAUCUUGCGAAAAGCCCCGGAGAAAGGCCACGGACGCGCGGCCGACAGGGGUGGUGGCUCCCGGCCCCCCGCGCCGCGCCGGCCCCCCGCCCGGCCCCCACUGCCCGCGGCAUGGCCCGGGGCCCGGCGCUGCCGCUGCUGUGCGCCCCGGCCGUCUGGGCGGCCACCGCGCUCCUGCUCCUCGCGCCCCGGACCGCAGGGGAUUCGGAGGCGCCUGACCCACACGACCCUUCCGGCCAACUGGAUGGACACGGCAGCCCUGUUCCAACGCCGAAAGGUUACUUUCUGAACUUCCUGGAGCCGGUGAACAACAUCACCAUCGUCCAGGGCCAGACGGCGACUCUGCACUGCAAGGUGGCCGGCCACCCGCCGCCCAGCCUGCGGUGGCUGAAGAACGACGCCCCGGUGGUGCAGGAGCCGCGGCGCGUCAUCAUCCGCAAGACGGAGUACGGCUCUCGGCUCCGCAUCCAGGACCUGGACACGACAGACACCGGCUACUACCAGUGCGUGGCCACCAAUGGGAUGAAGACCAUCACUGCCACCGGCGUCCUGUUCGUGCGGCUCGGUCCCACACACAGCCCAAACCAUAAUUUUCAAGACGACGACCACGAGGACGGGUUCUGCCAGCCGUACCGGGGCAUCGCCUGCGCCCGCUUCAUCGGGAACCGGACCAUCUAUGUGGACUCGCUGCAGAUGCAGGGGGAGAUCGAGAACCGGAUCACAGCCGCCUUCACCAUGAUCGGCACCUCCACGCACCUGUCGGACCAGUGCUCCCAGUUUGCCAUUCCGUCCUUCUGCCACUUUGUGUUCCCGUUGUGCGACGCGCGGUCCCGGGCGCCCAAGCCACGCGAGCUGUGCCGCGACGAGUGCGAGGUGCUGGAGAGCGACCUGUGCCGCCAGGAGUACACCAUCGCGCGCUCCAACCCGCUCAUCCUCAUGCGGCUGCAGCUGCCCAAGUGCGAGGCGCUGCCCAUGCCCGACAGCCCCGCCGCCGCCGACUGCAUGCGCAUCGGCAUCCCAGCCGAGCGGCUGGGCCGCUACCAUCAGUGCUACAACGGCUCGGGCACGGACUACCGAGGGACGGCGAGCACCACUAAGUCAGGGCACCAGUGCCAGCCCUGGGCUCUGCAGCACCCCCACAGCCACCACCUGAGCAGUGCAGACUUCCCGGAGCUCGGCGGGGGGCACGCCUACUGCCGGAACCCCGGAGGGCAGAUGGAAGGCCCCUGGUGCUUCACGAAGAAUAAGAACGUGCCCAUGGAGCUGUGCGACGUGCCCCCGUGCAGCCCCCAGGACGGCAGCAGGAUGGGCAUCCUGUACAUCCUGGUGCCCAGCAUCGCCAUCCCCCUGGUGGUCGCCUGCCUCUUCUUCCUGGUCUGCAUGUGCCGCAACAAGCAGAAGGCGUCGGCCGCUGCGCCCCCGCGCCGGCAGCUGAUGGCGUCGCCCAGCCAGGACGUGGAGCUGCCCCUCAUGGGCCCGCACAAGCAGGCCAAGCUCAAGGAGAUCAGCCUGUCCUCCGUGAGGUUCAUGGAGGAGCUCGGGGAGGACCGCUUCGGGAAGGCGUACCGAGGUCGCCUGCUGGGCCCCGCGCCCGGGGAGCCCGCCCAGGCCGUGGCCAUCAAAACGCUGAAGGACAAGGCGGAGGGGCCGCUGCGGGAGGAGUUCCGGCACGAGGCCUUGCUGCGUGCGCGCCUGCAGCACCCCAACCUCGUCUGCCUGCUGGGCGUGGUGACCCAGGGCCAGCCGCUCAGCAUGGUCUUCAGCUACUGCCCGCAGGGCGACCUCCACGAGUUCCUGGUCAUGCGCUCGCCGCACUCCGACGUGGGCAGCACGGACGACGACCGCACGGUGAAGUCGGCCCUGGAGCCGCCCGACUUCGUGCACGUGGUGGCGCAGAUCGCGGCCGGCAUGGAGUACCUGUCCAGCCACCACGUGGUGCACAAGGACCUGGCCACCCGCAACGUGCUCGUGGACGACAAGCUGAGCGUGAAGAUCUCGGACCUGGGGCUGUUCCGCGAGGUGUACUCGGCCGACUACUCCCAGCUGCUGGGCAGCGCGCUGCUGCCGGUGCGCUGGAUGUCGCCCGAGGCCAUCCUGUACGGCAAGUUCUCCGUGGACUCGGACAUCUGGGCCUACGGUGUGGUCCUGUGGGAGGUGUUCAGCUACGGCCUGCAGCCCUACUGCGGGCACUCCAACCAGGACGUGGUGGAGCUGGUGCGCGGCCGGCAGCUGCUGCCCUGCCCCGACGACUGCCCCGCCUGGGUGUACGCCCUGAUGGUUGAGUGCUGGAGCGAGUUCCCCGGCCGGCGGCCGCGCUUCAAGGACAUCCACAGCCGGCUCCGCGCCUGGGGCGGCCUGUCCGCCUACACCAGCUCCGCGCAGACCUCGGGCGCCAGCAACGCCACGCAGACCAGCUCGCUGAGCACCAGCCCCGUCAGCGUCAGCAACGCCCGCUACGGGGUCCCCAAGCCCAAGGCUCCGCCCUUCCCGCAGCCGCAGUUCAUCCCCGUGAAGGGCCCCAUCCGGCCCCUGGGACCCCCUCCGCAGCUCUACAUCCCCGUCAAUGGCUACCAGCCCGUGCCGGCCUACGGGGCCUACCUGCCCAACUUCUACCCCGUCCAGAUCCCCCUGCAGAUGGCCCCGCAGCAGGUGCCUGCCCAAAUGGUGCCCAAGCCCGGCUCGCACCACAGCGGCAGCGGCUCCACCAGCACCGGGUAUGUGACCACCGCGCCGUCCAACACGUCGGUGGCCGAGCGCGCGGCGCUGCUGGCAGAGGGCGCGGAGGACGCGCGGGACGGCCCUGAGGACGGCGCCCAGAGCCCCGUGCCCGAGGCUGCGGAGGAGGAGGACGGCUCCGUCCCGGAGACCGAGCUGCUGGGGGACAGUGACCCUCUGCAGGUGGAGGAGGCCGAGGCCCAGCUGGAAGCCUGAGGGUCAGGACUGCGGGGCUCGCUCGUGGGAAACUUCAGCCACUCGAGAAGUGAGCCCCCAGCGCCCCGCCCGGGCUGGUUGGCGCCCCGCCAGGUGAAGUCACUCCGCAGCGCGCUCCGCCCAGAGCUGCGCUGUGGCCAUCCUUGGGCUUUGAGCCUGUGGCGCCGGGUGAACGGUGACGCCAGGUCGUCUGCAUUUCCCCGAGGAGGGGUCGCGGGCAUUGCCCGUGCUUUGAAGGGAAUGGGUGGCGUCUGCCCGCCUUGUUGCAUGUGGAUCCAAUGUUGCAAAACUUCGCGACAGGCCUGGCCAGGCAGCCGGCUGGUGGCGGAUGGAGGAGCUGCUUUCUCGCCGCUGCCCGCCAGUUUUAGCCCCUUCAGCCCCCAGAGUAGCGGGAACAGGGCGCUGCCCGCCCCCUUCUCCCCCCCCCCCCCCCCC
Molecule: messenger RNA, 3513 nt
Organism: Myotis myotis
Lineage: Eukaryota; Metazoa; Chordata; Mammalia; Chiroptera; Vespertilionidae
Gene: ROR2
Product: receptor tyrosine kinase like orphan receptor 2
Exons: 9
Coding region: 259-3078 (939 amino acids)
Biological process (GO): positive regulation of kinase activity; cell surface receptor protein tyrosine kinase signaling pathway; protein phosphorylation
Cellular component (GO): signaling receptor complex
Molecular function (GO): ATP binding; protein binding; transmembrane receptor protein tyrosine kinase activity
Source: RefSeq, a predicted model, not a curated record